Messenger RNA from Manihot esculenta (cassava), 1698 nucleotides. RefSeq names its product ribosomal RNA small subunit methyltransferase G. Gene Ontology annotation, cellular component: cytosol; cytoplasm. Gene Ontology annotation, molecular function: rRNA (guanine-N7-)-methyltransferase activity. The transcript has 8 exons. Bases 27 to 938 code for a protein of 303 amino acids. NCBI's taxonomy places the organism in Eukaryota, Viridiplantae, Streptophyta, Magnoliopsida, Malpighiales, Euphorbiaceae. The record is from RefSeq and is a predicted model, not a curated record. Gene Ontology annotation, biological process: rRNA processing.
CGAGAGAGCCGGUGCGGGAAUAAAAAAUGAUGUUUGGGCUGAGGCUCUACCUCUACAGAAGUGAUAAUGUCCAGUUUCCUUUUUCUAUCGGGACAUUUGUCAAACACCUUCCAAUCUCAAAACCAAACGCAUUUUAUCAUCGCAGAAUCAGCGCAAAAAGGAUAAUUGCAACAUCAACUCAUACGUCUUCCUCUUAUGAGACGCUGACUUCCCGCCAAAAAGGCCAGAUUCACCAUUACGUUGAGGCUCUUCUCGACUGGAACCAGAAAAUGAAUCUUACUGCUGUUACCGACGCGAAUGAAGUCAUGAAAAGGCAUGUAGAGGACUCACUCGCAUUGCUACGUCCUAUUCGUGAUUCUUAUGUUUCGCAUUGCAACUCUUCGGUUGACAAUCUCAAACUUGUUGAUGUUGGAACUGGUCCUGGGCUUCCUGGACUGGUUUUAGCUAUUGCUUGCCCUGGCUGGAAAAUAACCCUUUUGGAGUCCAUGAACAAGCGUUGCGUUUUCUUGGAGCAUGCAGUUAGCGUUACUGGGUUGUCAAAUGUUGAAGUUGUAAGGGGCAGAGCAGAGAGUUUAGGGCGGAAUGAUUGCUUCAGAGAGCAAUUUGAUGUAGCAGUUGCCAGAGCAGUUGCAGAAAUGAGAGUUUUAUCGGAGUACUGUCUUCCUCUAGUUCGAGUUGGUGGGUUGUUUGUAGCUGCAAAGGGCCAUGAUCCCCAAGUGGAAGUUCAAAAUGCAGAAAAAUCAAUCCAACUAAUGGGUGCAUCUAUAUUGCAACUUUGCUCAGUGGAAUCACACAGCCCAAAUGGGCAGCGGACAGCAAUCAUAUGUGUAAAAGAUCGCCCCACUCCAAGGAAGUAUCCUCGUGAUCCAGAGGCUUAUGUGACUUCCUUUAUUGCAUUUCUCACCUGCAUGUGUGGACUGUGGAGGCGGACUGUUUAAAAAAAUUCUACUUGAUCUUUAUUCCAUAUCGCCUACUGGUAGAUCUUGCAACAUCUUUAUAUUCUAUUAAUCCUUCUAACUUCAGCACCUGAAUUUUAAAGUUGGGAUUGGAUUUCUAAUAUGUUACAUGCCCACAACCUUGCAAUCAAAGGUAAAUGUCAUUUUCUGUAGCCUUAGAUUGUUUCCUUUCUUGCAAUUAUUGCAUAGUUAGAUCUUGUUCUAUAUUUCUGCUUUUUAACGUGGCAGCGGCAUAUGAACACGAUAACAUGUUUUAGGGAGGUAGGAUUUUAUAGGAGAUGAAACAGAAUGAUAAUUUGUAUAUCUUUUGGAGGUUAUAUACUUUAGCAGAUGAAUCUCAUACCCUAACAUCCUAAAUAUGCAAUGCAAUAGGAUAGUGGUGUUUUCAUUGAGGCAAAGGAAAGGUAGGUCAGAAUAAUGGUUGCACGAGAAAAACGACCUCUACCUAACUUCCUCUCCACUUGCUAUUAGUUGAGUAGGUUAAAGUGCCGAAGCUUCAAUAAGUUCAAUGUAGGUCCCUAGAAAAAAAUCAAGCUGCCACAUAGAGCUUGUGAAAUUAGUGAGCUAUAUAAAAGAAAGCAACUUCUGACAUAAACAACUUCCUUUUCAGUGGCAGUUUUUUCGAUUUUGGUAUGAUAGGAUACAAUUCUUUAGUUCAGUAGGGACCCUAGGAAUCAUAUAUAGACCUACCUUUUGAUAUAGGAUAAAUUAACCCAUUUUUGGCAAAAAUGAUUAAAAUACU